AGGUGUGACUGAAACGGAUAUUGUAGGGCUGGAAUCGUACAGGAUGUAGCAGUGUUGCUAUAGUAAAGGAGGGGCGGAGAAAGGAAACAUUGCGCUCGAGUCAACUUCCGAUCCAUGCGAGUGAAAAAUCUCUAUUCACCAUGAUUUUAUUGAGCAAGAAAACGGUGGAAUGGAUUUGUUCCCUGGUACUUCUCGCUAUUGUCAUUAUCUCAUGGGGUUUUGUGCUUUAUGCAGCAAGACUUUCAGCACUGUGGCAGCUGCAGAAGAAAUACCCAAAUAGACUGUAAAUCAUCAAAGGACAAUCCAGGCUGAUCUAUCACAGCUGAGGAACAAAAAAGCACAUAUUAAAUUAUUUUUAUUAUCUACAAAUCUAUAUGGACUUCUGUUUAAAAAACUUUGUGUGCAACAUUCAAUUCCAUGUUUUUUGUAUUAGUGUUUUCUAUAAUGUUUUCAUUAUAAAAUCAAAGAAACACUUUUGGAUGCCAGAAUGGAAUGGGGCUUUCUGCAGUUCAUAAGAGUUAAAUAUAAAUGGCAAAUUAAAAUGUAAAAUGUUUUAGUGCAAUCAUUUUCAUAAAACUAUUGGGGAUACAACAUGAAAUAAAGUAUAGUUUUUAAUAUUUUGCA
Molecule: messenger RNA, 624 nt
Organism: Xenopus laevis (African clawed frog)
Lineage: Eukaryota; Metazoa; Chordata; Amphibia; Anura; Pipidae
Gene: tzmp1.L
Product: small integral membrane protein 27-like
Exons: 2
Coding region: 141-287 (48 amino acids)
Source: RefSeq, a predicted model, not a curated record